Molecule: messenger RNA, 3519 nt
Organism: Antechinus flavipes (yellow-footed antechinus)
Lineage: Eukaryota; Metazoa; Chordata; Mammalia; Dasyuromorphia; Dasyuridae
Gene: SLC60A1
Product: major facilitator superfamily domain containing 4A
Exons: 10
Coding region: 50-1576 (508 amino acids)
Biological process (GO): transmembrane transport
Source: RefSeq, a predicted model, not a curated record
UGGGAGUCGGGCCGGCCGGGGCAGGCGGGGGAUCGAGGGGAGCGGUGCCAUGGGCUGCCACGGUCACAUCUCGAGCUUGUUCCGCCGCAACCUGCAGCCCACGCUCACCUACUGGAGCGUUUUCUUCAGCUUCGGCCUCUGCAUCGGCUUCCUGGGGCCCACGGUGUCGGACCUGCGCUGCCAGACUCACAGCUCGCUGCCCCAGAUCUCCUGGGUUUUUUUCUCGCAGCAGUUCUGUCUCCUGCUGGGCAGUGCUCUUGGGGGCAUCUUCAAGAAGACGCUGGCCAAAUCACUGUGCGUCCUCUUCACUUCAUCUCUGACCAUCUCACUAGUGUUUGCUGUCAUCCCCCUCUGCCAAGAUGUGAAGGUGUUGGCUACAGUCAUAGCUGUAGCUGGUCUGGCCAUGGGAUUCAUAGACACAGUGGCCAACAUGCAGUUGGUGAAGAUCUACCAAAAGGAUUCUGCCGUCUUCCUCCAGGUUCUCCAUUUUUUCGUGGGCUUUGGUGCUCUUUUGAGCCCCCUCAUCGCUGACCCCUUCCUUUCUGAGACUGAUUGUCUGCCAAUCAAUGCCACGAACCAUGACCGAGGCGGCAGCCCCCAUUUCCGAAAGAUCUUGACCCCUCACCAUGUUCUGCCCAACCUGACCCGACAUGAGCUGCCUACCCACACCUGGGUAGGAAGUCAGAUGUCUUAUGCCUUCUGGAUCAUGGCCUUAAUAAACCUGCCAGUGCCCAUCUCGGUUCUCUUCCUGCUGUCCAAGGAACGGAUGGUGCCCUGUUGUCCGAAGAAAAAACCUCUGCUCCUGACUACUGAUGAGCUUGCCCUCCAAAUGGAGCUGCCUGAGAAGGAGGAUUCCUCUUCUCUGCCUACUAAAGCACAGUCGGAAACAGGGCACGGAACCCGGUUUCUCUGUUGUCAAAAGAAGAGUUUUCGAGGUGUUCCUUGCUCCUUCUUUGCCAUUCACAUCACGGCAGCCCUGGUGCUAUUCAUGACUGAUGGAAUCAUGGGUGAAUAUUCUGCCUUUGUGUACACCUAUGCGGUAGAUGAUCCACUCUUCAUAGGACAUAAGGUGGCCGGCUACCUUCCCAGCAUCUUCUGGGGCUUUGUCACCUUAGGCCGGCUCAUCUCCAUCCCCAUCUCUUCCCGAAUGAGCCCAGCCACCAUGGUCUUCAUCAACUUGGUGGGCGUGGUGAGCACGUUCCUGGUCCUCCUCUUCUUCUACUACAGCGUGAUCUUCUUGUUCGUGGGCACCGCCUGCCUGGGCCUGUUCCUCAGCAGCACCUUCCCCAGCAUGCUGGCGUACACCGAGGACAUCCUGCAGUACAAGGGCUGCGCAACCACGAUGCUGGUAACGGGGGCAGGAAUCGGUGAGAUGACACUUCAGCUGCUCAUUGGCUCGAUUAUCCAAGUGCUGGGCAAAUACAGCUUCCUGGUCUGUGGCGUGAUCUUUGGCUGCCUGGCUUUUACCUUCUACAUCAUGCUCCUGUUUUUCCACAGGAUAUACUCCAGGCCCUCAUCAGUCUUGACCUUGGACAAACCACCAGGGACAGAAAGCCCUGAAGUCUACCAGCAGUAAAAAUCAGGUGAAGAAGACAAAAGGAGAUCCCUCUCCCAGAAGCACAACACAGACCCCCCCCCAGCCUUACCUGAUAACACUGGAGAGAUCUAAACUGUUUAAACUUGCUCCUCUCUACAAGGGAGGGUUCAAAAAGAAAUAAUUUAGAUCAACUCUAGGACAGUGGCUUCUCUUGGGGCAAAUCAACAAGAGCUUAUUUAGCUAUUUCCAUUCCCCUUCCUUGCCCGAUUUCCUGGUUCAUUGCCUAUGGUGUCCAGAUGGGGAGAAAAGGGAUACACCUACACUUACAACUCUGAGGCCUCCUGAACUGAACCCUUAGAGUUUUGGCAGUCAAUCUUGGAUACAGUCUGAAAGAAAGAAGUAGGGCCAAACUUAAAAGACAAUGUUCAGUGAAAUCUGACAAAUUUAGAUAAAUGUGAUAUUUUAAAUUAACCUGGAUGAGCCUUGGGUUAUUUCCUAGUGAACUCUACAUCCCAAGAAGAACUACUACGCUUGACUUGGAAUUAAUCCCAAAUGUAGGGGAUUCUUGAUUUUGAUGAUCCCCUAAAAUUCAGUGAUUCAUUUCAUUGUAAAAUUUUGGAAGGAAAGUUGAAUCUUAAUGGUUCUAGGACAUGGACAAUGUAUGAUUAAUCUAGGAAAACAGAAGAGUGGGAAAAUAUUAUGUAUUCUGUUUUCCUUUACUCUGUGUGGAUGUGUGGGUAAGUGUGGUUGAAAUAUCUACAGAAUCAGCAGAAAUAGCAGUAUGGAUUUUUUUAAAACUGUUAGGUUUAGUGCUUUUACCUCUUCUGCUUAGAAAAAUCUGUCUCUUCACUAUCAAGAAGGAAUAAUGGCACACUGAAGCAAAGGGAAACACUGGGACUUCCUGGCACUUUUAAAAGCUGUGUACUAUACUAAAAGUAGUGACUACAAAGACAAAUUAUGAAGACUGCAUGUAGAGUACCAAUAACAAUGAGAGAGGUAUACCUCUUUAUUUUUUUAAAGAAAUGAAUACCAGUGACUUUAUAUUAAUUUAUUUGCAUUUUAUGGAUGCAUCAACAGGUAUGUGGGUGUGUAUCAAUACAUUUACAUCUGUUUAUAUAUGUUUGUAUAUCUGUAUGUAUAACAUACAUAUUACAUGUAUAUUUAAACAUAUGUUUAUAUGUACAUAUAGGUACAUCUACAUACAAACUUUAUUAAAACUAUAGUGAUUAUCAUUCAACCAUCAUUCCUAACCAGGUUCACUCAAGUCAACAAGCAUUUUUAAAGGGCCUACUACAUACCCAGGCAUUAUGCUAAGCAAUAACUACACAAAAUUUUAAAAAUUAAAACAGUAUCUGCUUUCAAGGAGUUUACAUUCUGCUGAGAGGGAAAAAAAUGUAGAUAAGUAAAUAUAAGGUAAUUUGGGGAGGGAAAGGACAGUACUACUAAUUGGCAAGGAUAGGGGGAAAACCUCUCACUUAGGAGAUAGCCCUUGAGCUAAUUCUUGAAGGAAACUGGAGGUUUCAAGAGAAAGAAGUGAGGGAGGAGAAAACAUUUCAAACAUGUGAGACAGCCUAAACAAAGACACUGAAAUGGGACAUUCCAUAGUUUUGUCUGUGACACAACUAUUACAGAUUGGCCAAACCAAAGAACACGUAUUCUACUUGACUACUACUCGUAUGCAGGAAAUAAGCUAAAAACACAGAACUAACUUUCUGAAAAAUGAUUGCUUGGGUAUAGCAUAUACCUCUUACCUCAGAGGGCAGUUAAGGACAUCCAUACUUUAAAAAAAAAAAAAAAAACUGUCCAUACAAUAAGUCGUAGGCUCCCAUAUAACUUAAUUGUACAAUCUAAUUGUAGUGAAAAGCUGCCCUUGAUCAACAGAAAACAGCUGGACUUUCUCCAUUCAAUUAAACUGUAGUGUGUUUUUAUGCUGUGCUUCAAGGGAGGAAUCAGAAGCAAAAUAAAAACGGCACUUGACCAAA